This is a messenger RNA of Glycine soja, 633 nucleotides long. RefSeq names its product peptidyl-prolyl cis-trans isomerase FKBP12-like. The transcript is spliced from 5 exons. The coding region runs from base 98 to 436 and encodes 112 amino acids. NCBI's taxonomy places the organism in Eukaryota, Viridiplantae, Streptophyta, Magnoliopsida, Fabales, Fabaceae. Gene Ontology annotation, molecular function: peptidyl-prolyl cis-trans isomerase activity. The record is from RefSeq and is a predicted model, not a curated record.
AAGGGAAUAUAUAAGAAGAGCGGCGGAGCUAAAGAAGAGAGUGGGCAUAGUAGACGAGAAAGGAGAAGAAGAGAAUCAUAAGAAAGCAAGAAAGAAAAUGGGAGUGGAGAAGCAGUUGUUGAGGCCUGGCACCGGUCCCAAGCCAAUUCCCGGUCAGAACGUCACCGUUCACUGCACUGGUUUCGGGAAGAACGGUGACCUUUCUCAGAAAUUCUGGAGCACCAAGGAUCCUGGCCAGGACCCUUUCACUUUCAAAAUCGGCCAAGGUUCUGUUAUCAAAGGAUGGGAUGAAGGUGUGCUUGGCAUGCAAAUUGGUGAAGUUGCUCGUCUCCGGUGCUCUCCGGAUUAUGCUUAUGGUGCUGGUGGCUUUCCUUCUUGGGGGAUACAGCCCAACUCUGUCUUGGAAUUUGAAAUCGAAGUCUUGAGUGCACAAUGAAAACCUUGGUAGUCUGUCUCUGUCCUAAGAAUAAAAUCAUCAUCCAUUUCCAUGGACUUGUAUUAUGGUAUCCCCACUUUGUGACUCGUGAGUGAUAUCUACAGUGGUUGAGUUGUUCAACUGAAAUACUAAAUAACUUUUGGAAUGAUCUCAAACUCUCUAAAUAUUAUAUUUGGUAGCCUUUACUUUCUUCCUCA